This is a messenger RNA of Botrytis porri, 2052 nucleotides long. RefSeq lists its product as uncharacterized. The coding region runs from base 1 to 2052 and encodes 683 amino acids. The transcript has 2 exons. Lineage: Eukaryota; Fungi; Ascomycota; Leotiomycetes; Helotiales; Sclerotiniaceae. The record is from RefSeq and is a predicted model, not a curated record.
AUGUCUAUGGAAUUCGGAAAUGUUCAGUCGGCGGCCAUUGAGGGCGCGACUUUUACCUUCAACCUCGACGAUGCGUCAUCUCAAAAGCAGAAUGAUGGAACACCUUUGAAGCCUUGUUCCAGGACCGAUUGCGUCGCACAUCGAACAAAGCAAACGCAGCUUGAAUGGGAGCUCAAAGAAGCGCACAUGUUGGCGCAACAAAAGGAAGAGCAGAUGUCGACGAGAGUCGCCCAGCUCGAAUCCUAUGACCAAAGACUUCAAGCGGCACACAUCGAUCUUGCAGCUUUUGAACCUAUCGUUGCAAAAUUGGAAGCAGGUUAUAUCGAAGAGAAGAGGAAGAACGAAAAUUUCGCGGUUCUCGAAGAAAGAUACAGUCAAGAGAAGCGGAAUCUCGAAGCAAGAUAUACCGCAGAGAAGAAGAAGCAAACCAUCGAGUACGAGGAUCUAAGAGAGAAACACUUUGACCUACAGGACAAAAUGGCCGAAGCAAAUAUAGAUAACGCUGCUACUGUGGAGGCUCUUGAAGCGGAGGUUACAGCUUUGGAGUUAAAGAUUGUAGAGAAGGACGAUUACAUCAAUUUUGUCGAAACUCAAAUGAAUGCUAGGGAGGGGAGGUGCACUGCUAGAGAAGCGCGAUGUGCCACUAUCGAGGGAGAAAGGCGCAAUUUGAAGACCCGUGUAGCAGAUGAUCAAAAGAUCAUCGAUGAAAUGCAGUCCAAAAUGGAAGAAAUGCAAUUGGAAAAUGAGGCAUUGGUUUUCAACUUAACUAGCUGCAAGGAUGAUCUCGCGGGAAGUAUAGCCGAAAAUGAAAAGCUCGUAAAACGUCUGGACGUCGAAAAGCAAAGACUUGAAGAUUUCAUACACGAUGCUAGGGAGGUACAAAAAGAACACAAAAAGUUACAAGAGGCUUUGGAGAAAAAAGAGGAGGAUACUCAGGUGCUUCUUGAAAAUAUGGAAAAGGCCAAGAACAAUCUUGUGGCCAAAGGAGGAGUUGGAGUAUCACCAGAAAUGCAAAAGCUGAUGAAAGACUAUAUCGAGAUGUGCCGCAAUGUAAUCCAACAGAUUAUAGACACUCGAAAGGCCCAAGAACCAGGUUUCAACCCAACCCCAGGAACUUACCAACCCAAGGACGGGGAUAGUGGUGAAAAUUCACCGGCAGGUAGCAAAAAUUCCAGCGAGAGUAGCAGCAGCAGCUCUUCUGAAGCUGAAGCCGAGGAAGUGGCAGAGGGAGAAGGGGAAGGGGAAGGGGAAGGGGAAGGGGAAGGAGAAGGGGUUCCCGAUCUCCAACUCAUCAACAAAAAAACCAGGCGUCGCGGACUUGCCCCUGCUCCUGCUCCUGAGAUUCAAAUCCAGAUUAAAGAAGUAGAAGUGAUUCGAUACGUUGAUCGCGAGGUACCUGUGGUAGGACCUGUCCAAUUUAUUCCUGUACCAGGAGAAGAAAUCCCAGGACCAAUUCGCUAUACGCCAUUCCGGGUGUUCGCUCACAAUCCCGUCAUUUGCUGGCUCUUGGUUGAAUUCAAUUUCCUCAUCCUUUUCUUCCACUGGUCUAAGCAUUUGUUGAGCGCUCUUAGUUGGAUCCCUACAAUGACUAUUGGACUCGGCCCCUGGAAUCCAAAACCUCCUGAUGUCGAUUCCGAUUCCGACGAAUCAUCCGACGAGUCCGACGCAGCCGACGAGUCUGCUGCAGCUGAAGCACCUCCUGAUGAUGACAGACCACCCAAAACUGGACCUAAACUUCUCGCUGUAUUAUUCAAUCCAAAGCUUGGAAGAUUGCCAAAUACCUGGGAUACUUUUUGGGGUUUGGCAUUUCAUAUGAUUAUCUAUAGUAUACUUUGGUUGUUUGUCUCGGUUGCUUCUGAACGCAAACUUUGGCUUGCAGAAAACGAUUCGACUCGUAGAUGGCUUUGCCAAUUAAUUGCGCAGCACGGCAGUAAUGGUUUCCUUGGUAUGAAUCAAAUCUUACCUCAACGUCUCAUUCGUCUGUUAGCGAUAUGGAGGUUUGAUCUUCUGGAGCGUAUGGGUUAUCCUGUUGCAUAUCAGUUCCCUGGUUGA